This is a messenger RNA of Coregonus sp. 'balchen', 25957 nucleotides long. The record is from the annotation of a GenBank genome assembly. NCBI's taxonomy places the organism in Eukaryota, Metazoa, Chordata, Actinopteri, Salmoniformes, Salmonidae.
AUGGACCCAGCUGGCUAUGGUUUGUUAAUUUAUUUUGUAAAGGACAACAAAAUCAUCCAACAGGAUCAUACAAAAGGCCCAUCGCUCAAUCUUGAAAGCAAUAAGGAAAUGUGCACCUGAAUCCUUUGUGUUAAUCUCUCUGUUCUUUCUCUCUCUAUCUCUCUCUCUCUCUUUCUCUUUCUCUCUCUAUCUCUUCUCUUCUGUGGCAGGUGUUACUGGCUUGGUUCAGAUUGAUGGGGCAGGCGAUCGGGAGAUUGACUUUGCCUUGUGGGACAUGACCAAUCUUGACUCUGGGGUCUUUCAGGUAGGCACUGACUGCUCCUCUCACAAAGUGGUGGUUAGGCACAAACACACUGGUACGUAAAUACACACUCACUCUGUAGCUGUGUUCUUUAUCCUAGACACUCUUCCAGUGUAGCAGCUAUAAAACCUACAAUGACAAGGCACCUUCGUUACACAGACAACACCCAAAGUUACAGUACUUGUCUUACAGUAAGAUAUGGAUAACCUUCUACCCUGUGUGUCUCCAGAUUGUGUCCAUCUACAACAGCACCCUGAAGGAGCUGGUUCCAGUGCCGGGCAUGAAGGUCCAAUGGCCGGGGGGCGCCCCCCCCCAAGACAUCCCCGACUGUGGCUUCAAGAACGACAAGCCUGCCUGCUUAGCACGUAUGCACUGAAGAAACCCUUGGGUCUCAUUUAUCAACAUAAAAAUAUGUAUAUUUGCAUAUGAAUAAACACAACCCACUGGAGAUUUUACGAACAUUGAGAGAGAGAAAAAUAAUGUUGUGCUGUUCACAAUUAAUACAUACACUACAAGACCCAAAGUAUGUGGACACAUGCUCGUCGAACAUCUCAUUCCAAAAUCAUGGGCAUUAUAAUGGAGUUGGUCCUCCCUUUGAUGCUAUAACAGCCUCCACUCUUCUGGGAAGGCUUUCCACUAGAACUUUGCUGCGGGGACUUACUUCCAUUCAGCCACAAGAGCAUUAGUGAGGUCGGGCACGGAUGUUCGGCGAUUAGGCCUGGCUCGUAUCCAGCGUUCCAAUUCAUCCCAAAGGUGUUCAAUGGGGUUGAGGUCAGGGCUCUGUGCAGGCCAGUCAAGUUCUUCCACACCGAUCUCAACAAACCAUUUCUGUAUGGACCUCGCUUUGUCCACGAGGCCAUUGUCAUGCUGAAACAGGAAAGGGCCUUCCCCAAACUGUUGCCACAAAGUUGGAAGCACUAAGCAUUAAGAUUUUCCUUCACUGAAUUAAGGAGCCAAGCACGAACCAUGAAAAACAGCUCCAGACCAUUAUUCCUGCUCCACCAAACUUUACAGUUGGCACUAUGCAUUGGGGCAAGUAGCGUUCUCCUGGCAUCCGCCAAACCCAGAUUCGUCCGACGGACUACCAGAUGGUGAAGCGUGAUUCAUCACUCCCGUUUCCACUGCUCCAGAGUCCAAUGGUGGCAAGCUUUACCCCACUCCAGUCAACACUUGGCAUUGCGCAUGGUGAUCUUAGGCUUGUGUGUGGCUGCUCGGCCAUGGAAACCCAUUUCAUGAAGCUCUCAACAAACAGUUCUUGUGCUGACGUUGCUUCCAGAGGCAGUUUGGAAUUCGGUAGUGAGUGUUGCAACCGAGGACAGGCGAUUUUUAUGCGCUACGCGCUUCAGCAGUCCCAUUCUGUGUGGCCUACAACUUUGUGGCUGAGCCGUUGUUGCUUCUAGGCUUUUCAACUUCACAAUAACAGCAAUUACAGUUGACCAGGGCAGCUCUAGCAGGGUAGAAAUUUGAUGAACUGACUUGUUGGAAAGGUGGCAUCCUAUGACGGAGCCACGUUGAAAGUCACUGAGCUCUUCAGUAAAGCCAUUCUACUGCCAAUGUUUGUCUAUGGAGAUUGCAUGGUGGUGUGCUCAAUUUUAUACACCUGUCAGCAAUGGGUGUGGCUGAAAUAGCUGAAUCCACUAAUUUGAAGGGGUGUCCACAUACUUUUGUAUAUAUAGUGUAACUCAAAUUCCCAAUUGACCACAUUGCAUUAUUUGCAUGAUGUUACUGUACACAUAGACAUAUCAAGUUAGGAUUUGACCCUUAGGUUUUGAUUAUUGGAAGCUAGCAUUAUCUAUAGGAUUGUUCUCAUUCAGUAAAUGUUCUUUGUGAAUAUCUACAGAAAUGUCUGAAAGUCUAAUUUACAUAAGAGUCUCAUUAUCAUAACGGUCUCAUUAUCAUGACAAUCUCAUUAUCAUAACAGCCUCAUUAUCAUGCAUGGUGACAUUUGUUAUUCAUUUGUAUUUGGCAGCUGCUUCACUAGUAAGAUUAGAACAGCAAGAGAUUAGGUUUCCCGCUGUGUCAUGAUUUAGGUGUUUUUCUAGACGUGAAGUUAAAUUAAUAUUUAUGGAAUCCAAUCAAACAUACACUGUGGGAAACCAACACUUCAGUACACUGCCUAAACAAAAUGUGCAGACAAAAUGCAUAUUUCCAAAUCAAACCAACCUGUUGUUGUUUUAGCAACUUCUAUUGUUUGGUUCUUUUUCCCUACCUUAGUUGAAUGCACUGACUAGAAGUGGCUCUGGAUAACAAUGCCUGUUAAAUAACUAACAUCUAAAUGUAAUACAUAUAUCAUUUUAUGGCAUAGGCUUCACAUGCUAUUGAAUUUGGCCCUUGGUAUAACUUCACAUAACUUCAAUAACUUUGAUUUUCCUUUCCUCCCAGGGACAGUUACUAUGCUCCAGAUGGUGGCCAUCGUGGCUUGCUUCAUCUUCGUCAUCAUCGUCACCGUCACCGUCUUCAUCUACAGGUCAGUGGUGCCCCCUUCUUUACCGUCCCCCUUCCUUGAGGAAGACUCUGGUCGAUGGUAUUGGUUCUGAUGACACCUUUCCACUCCCGACCCCUCCUCCACCCAUCCUCUAUCGCUCUCUCCAUUCUGUUCACUCUCUUCCCAUACUCUGCUCUUCUUUCAUUUUCUCUAUUUUAUUCCCCCCUCCCAUCUCUUUCUCUUCUGUUUGCUUUUCUUCUUUUUUCUACCAUUUUUUCUCCCUGUUAAACUUUCUUACCCACAUUGUUACUCUGUCUGUCUCUCUCUUCACCCUAUUACUCUCCUCUUUUCCCUCACUCUUUCUUUACACAUUACAGGGAGAUCAGGCCAAGAAGGAACUAAUAAAAGUGUUUCUGUCUCCUCUUCAGUGAUGACUCACCACCAGGGUCAUGUUCAUUAGGCACCAAACAGAAAUAAACACACUGAAACAGGGAUGGACUACCUGGGGUUGUUUAAUAAGAAACAUUCAUUUUCGUUUUCCGUUGCAAAGCAUUUUAAUAUAUUUACCGUUGUGUGCACUAAUGAACAUGGCCCAGUGAUGACUCACCUCCAGCCCCGUGUUUGCCCUUUGAUCCUUCUCUCUGUCCUGUAUCCAGCUCCAUCAGACUUGUCAUGUCUUCUGAUGAAAGGUUGAACAUUGAGUGCAAGUCCAGGUGAAAGUAUACUGUACUUAAAAAAAAAAAAUGUCCCUUGAGGAAUAUCAGGCCUAAAAUAAUAAUAAAGUAUAUUAUGUCUCGUAUCAAAUAUAGAAAAGCAAUAUGUUUUUACAUUUUCUUGAGAGUUAAGUUAACUUUGAUAGGUGAAAUGUGAAACAGUUUAAGUUCAGUUCCAUAUUCUAGCCAAUAAUUAUGGUCACUUUGUGUUUGAUAUAAGCUAUCCUGUCUGAUAUUUCCGACAUUUCACAUUUUAUUAAAUGGUUACUUCGGGAUUUUAGCAAUGAGGCCCUUUAUCUACUUCCCCAGAGUCAGAUGAACAUGUGGAGACAAUUUUUAUGUCUCUGCGUUCAUUUUGAAGGAAGUUGCUAACUAGCGCCAGCGCAAUUGCUAAGUAGCGCUAGUGCAAUUGCUAACUAGCAUUAGCGCAAUGACUGUAAGUCUAUAGGUAUCUGCUAGCAUGCUAGCAGAUACCCAUAGUCUUCCAGUCAUUGUGCUAACGCUAGUUAGCAUUGGCUCGCAAAACUACCUCAAACUUCCUUCUUACUGGACACAGAGACAUAUAUUUUUUAUCCAUGAGUUAAUCUGACUCUGGGGAAGUAGAUAAAGGGCCUCAUUGCCAAAAUCCCAAAGCAUCCCUUUAACAGUUGUGAUGUGCUGUAAAAUUACACAGACCCUUUUGGCACUUUUUUUCAUGUUAUAGGUACAGCAAUGUGCAGUACAUUUGAAUAGCACAUAGCCAUAGGUGGAUACAUUUAUUAAUGUUCAUUUUCAUAUUCUUGUAUGAUAAGUGCUUACUAUAUUAAUUUCUUAAUCUAUGGAUGACUUAGUCUAUGUGAAGUGUGUCUGUAAAUGUAUAGCUUAAAGUAAAUUGAAGCUACUGUAUGUGUUUGUAUGUUCAUAGAUUAAAAAAACAACAACAUAAAUGUGUUAUUAUUACACAGGAAUAGUGGCCUUUUCUUACGUAAGUUCUAUUACAGUAAAGAAUGUUAUAUCAAGCACAGGAGGCUGAUGAGGGAAGGACGGCUCAUAAUAAUGGCUGGAAUGGACUAAAUGGAAUGGUAUUGAGCACAUGGAAACCAUGUAUGUGAUGUGUUUGAUACCAUUCCAUUUAUUCAGUUCCAGCCAUUACUAUGAGCCUGUACUCCCCAAUUAAGGUGCCACCAGCCACCUGUGAUAUCAAGGUACACAUCAAAACUGGAGUGGGGUAAAUUGCCGCCAUUGGACUCUGGAGCAGUGGAAACGCGUUCUCUGGAGUGAUUAAUCACUCAAUUAAGUUGCAAUCACAAAUUGAGGGGCGACACUCAAUGACAGAUAUUAAUCUCUAUCCAUACUCAAUGAAUUAAUCCCAUCCCCAAUACUAUAGUUGGGUUGCACGUGUUUCUGAGAAAUGUGUGUGUGAAUACAGUUUGUAUUUUGUAGAGGGUGGGGUGACAGGGGUACAACUCAGAUUUUGGAGUGUUGAUGGGCUGUGGGUAAAGGUGCAGUCCUACACAGUGUACACUCACACUGAAACACAUCCAUCCCUCUCCUUAAUCUCUCUGUCCUUUAUUCUGGAUUGUCAUUCUCUCUCUUUCUCUUCAUUGAUUUCUCUUUCUCCGUCGCCCUCACACAACAGAGGCUGCGCUCCUUUCUCUACCCUCUCCUAACUCUCUCUCUCUCUCUUUCUUUCAUUCUAUCUCUGACCCUCUCUCACCACCCCCCCACUCUCUCCCUCAGGAAGCUGAAAUUGGAGAAUGAGUUGGCUGCUCAGCUCUGGCGAGUGCAAUGGGAGGACGUGCAGAUGAGCAACCUGGAGAAAGUGCUACGCAGGGCAUGCAGCAGACUCACCCUGUCUCUGGUACUGCAUAGAGAAACACACACAUAAAUAGACACAUGAAAUAGAGUACACCUACACACACCUACACACACCUACACACACUCACACAUAGAAACCAUGUGUGUUGAAAAAGCACAGAUAUGCACGCUGACAAGUUCUCAUUCCCUCUCUAUAUGGUCCACAGAGAGGCUCGAACUAUGGCUCCCUCCUGACCAUGGAAGGAAACUUCCAGAUCUACGCGAAGACUGGCUAUUACAAGGUCUGUUCUUUUACAAUGCUUAUGAUAUUUACUUUUUUGAUAGUUUUCAAGCUAAUUUCCUGCAAUUCUACACAUUUUGUCAUGGGGCAGAGAUAUGUUUUGUUGUUGCAGCUUUAAAGCUAAUAUCCUGCAUUUCCACAUAUUUUGUCAUGAGGCAGAGAGAAAACGUUACAAUUUUAAAGCUUAAAUUACAGUGCAUUCAUGUUUUAAAAAACAUUUUUGGGGAAUACAAGAUGUAUUGAGUUGGAAAAUGUAUAAUUGGUGGAGUAUUGUGAUCACCAAUAACCCUGUGAGCCUCCCAGGCCCAUGUUGCCCAGGGUUAAGAACAUAAGUUGUAGAUUAAUAAUAUUAUAUUGUACAGUCGUGGUCAAAAGUUUUGAGAAUGACACAAAUACUAAUUUUCACUAAGUCUGCUGCCUCAGUUUUGAUGAUGGCAAUUUGCAUAUACUCCAGAAUGUCAUGAAGAGUGAUCAGAUGAAUUGCAAUUAAUUGCAAAGUCCCUCUUUGCCAUGAAAAAGUCCCUAAUCCCAAAAAUACAUUUCCACUGCAUUUCAGCCCUGCCACAAAAGGACCAGCUGCCAUCAUGUCAGUGAUUCUCUCGUUAACACAGGUGAGAGUGUUGACGAGGACAAGGCUGGAGAUCACUCUGUCAUGCUGAUUGAGUUAGAAUAACAGACUGGAAGCUUUAAAACGAGGGUGGUGCUUGAAAUCAUUGUUCUUCCUCUGUUAACCAUGGUUACCUGCAAGGAAACACGUGCCGUCAUCAUUGCUUUGCACAAAAAGGGCUUCACAGGCAAGGAUAUUGCUGCUAGUAAGAUUGCACCUAAAUCAACCAUUUAUCGGAUCAUCAAGAACUUCAAGGAGAGAGGUUCAAUUGUUGUGAAGAAGGCAUCAGGGCGCCCAAGAAAGUCCAGCAAACGCCAGGACUGUCACCUAAAGUUGAUUCAGUUGCGGGAUCGGGGCACCACCAGUGCAGAGCUUGCUCAGGAAUGGUAGCAGGCAGGUGUGAGUGCAUCUGCACGCACAGUGAGGCGAAUACUUUUGGAGGAUGGCCUGGUGUCAAGAAGGGCAGCAAAGAAGCCACUUCUCUCCAGGAAAAACAUCAGGGACAGACUGAUAUUCUGCAAAAGGUACAGGGAUUGGACUGCUGAGGACUGGGGUAAAGUCUUUUCUCUGAUGAAUCCCCUUUCCGAUUGUUUGGGGCAUCCAGAAAACACCUUGUCCGGAGAAGACAAGGUGAGCGCUACCAUCAGUCCUGUGUCAUGCCAACAGUAAAGCAUCCUGAGACCAUUCAUGUGUAGGGUUGCUUCUCAGCCAAGGGAGUGGGCUCACUCACAUUUUAGCCUAAGAACACAGCCAUGAAUAAAGAAUGGUACUAACACAUCCUCCGAGAGCAACUUCUCCCAACCAUCCAAGAACAGUUUGGUGACGACCAAUGCCUUUUCCAGCAUGAUGGAGCACCUUGCCAUAAGGCAAAAGUGAUAACUAAGUGGCUCGGGGAACUAAACAUUGACAUUUUGCGUCCAUGGCCAGGAAACUCCCCAGACCUUAAUCCCAUUGAGAACUUGUGGUCGAUCCUCAAGAGGCGAGGGGACAAACAAAAACCCACAAAUUCUGACAAACUCCAAGCAUUGAUUAUGCAAGAAUGGGCUGCCAUCAGUCAGGAUGUGGCCCAGAAGUUAAUUGACAGCAUGCCAGGGCGGAUUGCAGAGGUCUUGAAAAAGAAGGGUCAACACUGCAAAUAUUGACUCUUUGCAUAAACGUAAUGUAAUUGUCAAUAAAAGCCUUUGACACUUAUGGAAUGCUUGUAAUUAUACUUCAGUAUACCAUAGUAACAUCUGACAAAAAUAUUUCAUAACACUGAAGCAGCGAACUUUGUGAAGACCAAUACUUGUGUCAUUCUCAAAACUUUUGACCACGACUGUAUUGUAUUGUAGGACACCCUCUAAACGUAUUAUACGGAUCCCUUUGCCAAAAGUAGUUUAAUUUGUUGUUGUUAAUAAUAUUCAUUCAAAAAAACUGGGCCGCAGACCCCCUGCAGUAACUGGACCCCACUUUGAGAACCCCUGCUAAAAAUGGUGUAUACAUAGUGUGUUAUGUCACAUUUGGCAAUUCGCCCUACAGUGGGAAUGGUUAUGUCACCCUUUAUAAACAAUUUAUAGUGUAAGACAUAUGCUUACAGAUUAUUUGUGAAGCAUUUAUGUAGUGCUUAUGAAGCCUUUACAUAUGCUAUAUAAAGCCUUUAUAAGUUUUACUUUGUUUAAAGUGAGACCCAAUAUUUGCCAAUGAUAAGUGUUCGUACCAGGAUUCUGAUAGGGUUAAUGUGGGCAGUUCCAUUGUUUACAUCCUUGGAGUAGGAAUUGCAAGUGGAUUGCACUAAUUUUACAGUACUUUAAAAUAAACAGAUCAGCCGAUAUUAUUGAAGGACACAUAUAGUACAAUCAUGGUGAAAUAUUGUGUUAAUGUGUCCUCCUUUCCAGGGAAACAUUGCGGCCAUUAAGUACGUCACUAACAAGAAGCGCAUUGAGCUCACCAGGAUGGUUCUCUUUGAGCUCAAACAUGUGAGUGUUUUAUUCAGUAGCCUGUAAACAUGUUGCCAGGGCUACAAUGUCCUUUCUACUAUUUCCUGUACUUAUUAUGUUCUAAGGUGUAUACUUCGCUCAGGUGUUAAUUAUUUUGUAACUAAGUAUGUUGGUGAUUAUGUAUGUUGAUUUUCUUGCCUCCAGAUGCGUGAUGUUCAAAACGAGCACCUGACUCGCUUUAUCGGAGCCUGUAUCGAUCCUCCCAACAUCUGUAUCAUCACAGAGUACUGUCCCCGGGGCAGCCUGCAGGUACUUCACAACCUAUUGACUCUCAUUGUUCCAUUCUAUUCUAUUCCAUUCUAUAACCUUAUAACCUUAGCAUUGUUAACUAAAACCCCUUUUGGUCUCUUAACUCCCACACCACACAUUCACACAUUGAAUAAGUAAUGAACCAUCUAGCUUACAGGAGCUACCCUUGGGUCUUGAGAUGGUUGGUUUACCCUCUAGGCUACAUGUGUUGAAUACCGACAGCCUGUGUGAAUGGAAUAUGACAUGUCAUGCAUAUUAUGAUGGGCGGCAGGUGGCUUAGUGGGUAAGAGAGUUGUGCCAGUAACCGAAAGGUCGCUGGUUCUAAUCCCCGAGCCGACUAGGUGAAAAAUCUGUCGAUGUGCCCUUGAGCAAGGCACUUAACCCUAAUUGCUCAUGUAAGUCGCUCUGGAUAAGAGCGUCUGCUAAAUGACUAAAAUUUAAAUUAUUAAAUUUAAAUUAAAAUUAAAAUUAUGAUGUUAGCAUUGUGGCCUGGGAUUAACGUGUGGGUGACCUUCAUGUAUGGCUGAUUUGAAACAUGGAAUAUGGUCUGAAUAUUAGAGUGUGUGUGUGUGUGUGUGUUUAAAUAGUCAUGUUUAUGUUCAUGUGUUGUGCAGGAUCUUAUGGAGAGCGAGAGCAUCACCUUAGACUGGAUGUUCAGAUACUCUCUCAUCAACGACAUUGUUAAGGUGCGUCUCCAUCCUUCAUCCUCCAUCCAGAGAUUUUAAACUCAGAUAUAGGACAGUAUAGAAGGAGGAAAGUGAGGAGGGGGUUUGUGACAAAGUAGCGAUGGGUCCAGGAUUCGAACCAACAAGCAUAAUAUAUAUGUGCUGAAGUCCCCAGACCACUAAACUGGUACUUAAUGUUGUUUUCACAGUAUUGGGGCUAGGGGAGAGGUAGAAAAUAUUCAAAUAAUAUUUAUUCUGUCAUACCUCUACAGGUUUUUGUAUUGUCCAUAUUGUCGUUAUGCCAAGUGUGUUACUUCUCACUUACACUUUAUUGCAUGCUCUUACACUAGAUUUGUGUCAUAUAUUUUCAACAAGAUGUUUGGGAUUAAACCAGAUCCAACCAAUCUGUUAGGUAUAUUGCCUGCAGCAGGAGUUGGGAUUUUCCAGGCUGUGUCCUGGUUAGAAGGAUGAAUGAAGAAGUCAUGCAUUUUACUUGAGUUAGACUCGAUUUAAUGCCUCUCAAUGUACAUUCUAGCAGAAAUAGCUGUUGUGAGAAGGCUAGCUCUGUACUUUCUUUUCUGGCUUUGCAGAGGAAGUUCUGCCUAUUUUCAAUGGAAGUUAAUGGGAGGGUACACAUUGUUUGGUUAUUGACUUGUAAUGCAUAGGUUGUUCAGCAAAUGCAAUUUCGUUGGCAAAAGCAUGUGACAGUUCCCGCCCCUCUGCAUGGACCUGUGCAGGAAACAUUUUACACAGGGUCGCCCACUGGUUGGAUAUCUUGUGAAUCACACCAUCUUUGAUUCUAGGGGAUGGCCUUCCUUCACAACAGUGUCAUUGUCUCCCAUGGUAAUCUGAAGUCAUCUAACUGCGUGGUGGACAGUCGCUUUGUUCUGAAGAUCACUGACUACGGGCUGGCCAGCUUUCGCGAAAAGUCCAAUAUGGAGGACACACACGCCUACUAUGCCCGUGAGUUAGCUGAGCUGCAGAAACACACUCACAUGUAGACAAAGACUCGAACGCAUGAGCAAACAAACACACACACACACUCUAAAUAACUCAAACCAAGUGAUUGAGUGGCACGAUCCCUGCCAUUGUUGUUGUUAUUCAAAAACUAAACAUGCCCACUUUCCCAUACAAUUGGCUGGUACGUCUGUUUUACACAAUAAACUGCUGUCUAAGCGUUCUGUAACAAUGUCCCCUCCUGAGAAAGACCUUGCUGGCUCCAUUUAAUUACUUGUCAUUGAUGUGGCUCAACGGUCAAAUCACCUGGCUGAAAAAGUAUUGAUUAGUUGCUGAUUGAGAUGGUGGGUAUUAAAACUCUCAGUAAAUCUGGCUCUUUCUCUCUAAGUACAUCUUUGGCUAAAGAAAUCUUGAAAUUACCUGUUAUUCUUAUGUUGUGUAUAAUGUGUAUGUAUAUACAGAUGAAGUCGGAAGUUUACAUACACUUAGGUUGGAGUCAUUAAAACUCGUUUUUCAACCACUCCACAAAUUUCUUGUUAACAAACUAUAGAUUUGGCAAAUCGGUUAGGACAUCUACUUUGUGCAUGACACAAGUAAUUUUCACUGUAUCACAAUUCCAGUGGGUCAGAAGUUUACAUACACUAAGUUGACUGUGCCUUUAAACAGCUUGGAAAAUUCCAGAAAAUGAUGUCAUGGCUUUAGAAGCUUCUGAAAGGCUAAUUGACAUCAUUUGAGUCAAUUGGAGGUAUACCUGUGGAUGUAUUUCAAGGCCUACCUUCAAACGCAGUGCCUCUUUGCUUGACAUCAUGGGAAAAUCAAAAGAAAUCAGCCAAGUUGUAGACCUCCACAAGUCUGGUUCAUCCUUGGGAGCAAUUUCCAAACGCCUGAAGGUACCACGUUCAUCUGUACAUAUAAUAGUACGCAAGUAUAAACACCAUGGGACCACGCAGCCGUCAUACCGCUCAGGAAGGAGACGCAUUCUGUCUCCUAGAGAUGAACGUACUUUGGUGCAAAAAGUGCAAAUCAAUCCCAGAACAACAGCAAAGGACCUUGUGAAGAUGCUGGAGGAAACAGGUACAAAAGUAUCUAUAUCCACAGUAAAACACGUCCUAUAUCGACAUAACCUGAAAGGCCACUCAGCAACGAAGAAGCCACUACUCCAAAACCGCCAUAAAAAAGCCAGACUACAGUUUGCAACUGCACAUGGGGACAAAGAUCUUACUUUAUGGAGAAAUGUCCUCUGGUCUGAUGAAACAAAAAUAGAACUGUUUGGCCAUAAUGACCAUCGUUAUGUUUGGAGGAAAAAGGAGGUUGCUUGCAAUCCGAAGAACACCAUCCCAACCGUGAAGCACGGGGGUGGCAGCAUCAUGCUGUGGGGGUGCUUUGCUGCAGGAGGGACUGGUGCACUUCACAAAAUAGAUGGCAUCAUGACGAAGGAAAUGUAUGUGGAUAUAUUGAAGCAACAUCUCAAGACAUCAGUCACAAAGUUAAAGCUUGGUCGCAAAUGGGUCUAACAAAUGGACAAUGACCCGAAGCAUACUUCCAAAGUUGUGGCAAAAUGGCUUAAGGACAACAAAGUCAAGGUAUUGGAGUGGCCAUCACAAAGCCCUGACCUCAAUCCUAUCGAAAAAUAUGUGGGCAGAACUGAAAAAGUGUGUGCGAGCAAGGAGGCCCACAAACCUGACUCAGUUACACCAGCUCUGUCAGAAGCAAUGGGCCAAAAUUCCCCCAACUUAUUGUGGGAAGCUUGUGGAAGGCUACCUGAAACGUUUGACCCAAGUUAAACAAUUUAAAGGCAAUGCUACCAAAUACUAAUUGACUGUAUGUAAACUUCUGACCCACUGGGAAUGUGAUGAAAGAAAUAAAAGCUUAAAUAAAUCAUUCUCUCUACUAUUAUUCUGACAUUUCACAUUCUUAAAAUAAAGUGGUGAUCCUAACUGACCUAAGACAGGGAAUUUUUACUAGGAUUAAAUGUCAAGAAUUGUGAAAAAAUGAGUUUAAAUGUAUUUGGCUAAGGUGUAUGUAAACGUCCGACUUUAACUGUAUAUACAGUACCAGUCAAACGUUUGGACACAACUACUCAGUCAAGGGUUUUUCUUUAUUUUUACCUUUUUCUACAUUGUAGAAUAAUAGUGAAGACAUCAAAACUAUUAAAUAACACAUAUGGAAUCAUGUAGUAACCAAAAAAGUGUUAAACAAAUAAAAAAUAUGUUUUAUAUUUGAGAUUCUUCAAAUAGCUACCCUUUGCCUUGAUGACAGCUUUGCACACUCUUGGCAUUCUCUCAACCAACUUCACCUGGAAUGCUUUUCCAACAGUCUUGAAGGAGUUCCCACAUACAGUGAGGGAAAAAAGUAUUUGAUCCCGUGCUGAUUUUGUACGUUUGCCCACUGACAAAAAAAUGAUCAGUCUAUAAUUUUAAUGGUAGGUUUAUUUGAACAGUGAGAGACAGAAUAACAACAAAAAAAUCCAGAAAAACGCAUGUAAAAAAUGGUAUAAAUUGAUUCGCAUUUUAAUGAGGGAAAUAAGUAUUUGACCCCCUCUCAAUCAGAAAGAUUUCUGGCUCCCAGGUGUAUUUUAUACAGGUAACGAGCUGAGAUUAGGAGCACACUCUUAAAGGGAGUGGUCCUAAUCUCAGCUUGUUACCUGUAUAAAAGACACCUAUCCACAGAAGCAAUCAAUCAAUCAGAUUCCAAACUCUCCACCAUGGCCAAGACCAAAGAGCUCUCCAAGGAUGUCAGGGACAAGAUUGUAGACCUACACAAGGCUGGAAUGGGCUACAAGACCAUCGCCAAGCAGCUUGGUGAGAAGGUGACAACAGUUGGUGCGAUUAUUCGCAAAUGGGCCUGGGGCUCCAUGCAAGAUCUCACCUCGUGGAGUUGCAAUGAUCAUGAGAACGGUGAGGAAUCAGCCCAGAACUACACGGGAGGAUCUUGUCAAUGAUCUCAAGGCAGCUGGGACCAUAGUCACCAAGAAAACAAUUGGUAACACACUACGCCGUGAAGGACUGAAAUCCUGCAGCGCCUGCAAGGUCCCCCUGCUCAAGAAAGCACAUAUACAGGCCCGUCUGAAGUUUGCCAAUGAACAUCUGAAUGAUUCAGAGGAGAACUGGGUGAAAGUGUUGUGGUCAGAUGAGACCAAAAUGGAGCUCUUUGGCAUCAACUCAACUCGCCGUGUUUGGAGGAGGAGGAAUGCUGCCUAUGACCCCAAGAACACCAUCCCCACCGUCAAACAUGGAGGUGGAAACAUUAUGCUUUGGGGGUGUUUUUCUGCUAAGAGGACAGGACAACUUCACUGCAUCAAAGGGAUGAUGGACGGGGCAAUGUACCGUCAAAUCUUGGGUGAGAACCUCCUUCCAUCAGCCAUGGCAUUGAAAAUGGGUCGUGGAUGGGUAUUCCAGCAUGACAAUGACCCAAAACACACGGCCAAGGCAACAAAGGAGUGGCUCAACAAGAAGCACAUUAAGGUCCUGGAGUGGCCUAGCCAGUCUCCAGACCUUAAUCCCAUAGAAAAUCUGUGGAGGGAGCUGAAGGUUCGAGUUGCCAAACGUCAGCCUCGAAACCUUAAUGACUUGGAGAAGAUCUGCAAAGAGGAGUGGGACAAAAUCCCUACUGAGAUGUGUGCAAACCUGGUGGCCAACUACAAGAAACGUCUGACCUCUGUGAUUGCCAACAAGGGUUUUGCCACCAAGUACUAAGUCAUGUUUUGCAGAGGGGUCAAAUACUUAUUUCCCUCAUUAAAAUGCAAAUCAAUUUAUAACAUUUUUUACAUGCGUUUUUCUGGAUUUUGUUGUUGUUAUUCUGUCUCUCACUGUUUAAAUAAACCUACCAUUUAAAUUAUAGACUGAUCAUGUCUUUGUCAGUGGACAAAUGUACAAAAUCAGCAGGGGAUCAAAUACUUUUUUCCCUCACUGUAUGCGUAGCACUUGUUGGCUGCUUUUCCUUCACUCUGCCGUCCGACUCAUCCCAAACCAUCUCAAUUGGGUUGAGGUCGGGGGAUUGUGGAGGCCAGGUCAUCUGAUGCAGCACUCCAUCACUCUCCUUCUUGUUAAGAUAGCCUUUACACAGCCUGGAGGUGUGUUGGGUCAUUGUCCUAUUGAAAAACAAAUGAUAGCCCCACUAAGCCCAAAACAGAUGGGAUGGCGUAUCGCAGCAGAAUGCUGUGGUAACCAUGCUGGUUAAGUGUGCCUUGAAUUUUAAAUAAAUCACAGACAGUGACACCAGCAAAGCACCCCCACACCAUAACACCUCCUCCUCCAUGCUUUACGGUGGGAAAUACACAUGCAGAGAUCAUCUGUUCACCCACACCACGUCUCUCAAAGACACGGCGGUUGGAACCAAAAAUCUCAAAUUUGGACUCCAGACCAAAGGACACAUUUCCACCGGUCUAAUGUCCAUUGCUCGUGUUUCUUGGCCCAAGCAGGUCUCUUCUUCUUAUUGGUGUCCUUUAGUAGUGGUUUCUUGGCAGCAAUUCGACCAUGAAGGCCUGAUUCACACAGUCCCCUCUGAACAGUUGAUGUUGAGAUGUGUCUGUUACUUGAACUCUGUGAAGCAUUUAUUUGGGCUGCGAUUUCUGAGGCUGGUAACUCUAAUGAACUUAUCCUCUGCAGCAGAGGUAACUCUGGGUCUUUCAUUUCUGUCGCGGUCCUCAUGAGAGCCAGUAUCAUCAUAGCGCUUGAUGGUUUUUGCGACUGCACUUGAAGAAACGUUCAAAGUUCUUUACAUUUUCCGUAUUGACUGACCUUCAUGUCUUAAAGUAAUGGACUGUCGUUUCUCUUUGCUUAUUUGAGCUGUUCUUGCCAUAAUAUGGACUUUUACCAAACAGGGCUAUCUUCUGUAUACCACCCCUACCUUGUCACAACGCAACUGAUUCACUCAAAAGCAUUAAGAAUGAAAGAAAUUCCAAAAAUUAACUUUUAAGGCACACCUGUUAAUUGAAAUGCAUUCCAGGUGACUACCUCAUGAAGCUGGUUGAGGGAAUGCCAAGAGUGUGCAAAGCUGUCAUCAAGGCAAAGGGUGGCCAUUUGAAGAAUCUCAAAUAUAAAAUAUAUUUUGAUUUGUUUAACACUUUUUUGGUUAUUAUUCCAUAUGUGUUAUUUCAUAGUUUUGAUGUCUUCACUAUUAUUCUACAAUGUAAAAAAUAGUAAAAAUAUGAAUGAGUAGGUGUGUCCAAACUUUUGACUGGUACUGUACAUAUACACACAGUGCAUUCAGAAAGUAUUCAGCCCCCUUCCUUUUUUCCACAUAUUGUUACGUUACAGCCUUAUUCUAAAAUUGAUUAAUUUAAUUGUUUUCCUCAUCAAUCUACACACAAUACCCCAUAAUGGCCAAGCAAAAACAACUUUUUAGAAUUUUUUGCAAAUGUAUUAAAAAUAAAAAACAGAAAUACCUUAUUUACAUAAGUAUUCAGACCCUUUGCUACGAGACUCGAAAUUGAGCUCAGGUGCAUCCUGUUUCCAUUGAUCAUCUUGUUUCUACAACUUGAUUGGAGUCCAUCUGUGGUAAAUUCAAUUGAUUGGACAUGAUUUGGAAAGGCACACGCCUGUCUAUAUAAGGUCCCACAGUUGACAGUGCAUGUCAGAGCAAAAUCUAAGCCAUGAGAUCGAAGGAAUUGUCCGUAGAGCCCCGAGACAGGAUUGUGUCGAGGCACAGAUCUGGAGAACGGUACCAAAACAUUUCUGCAGCAUUGAAGGUCCCCAAGAACACAGUGGCCUCCAUCAUUCUUAAAUGGAAGAAGUUUGGAACCACCAUGACUCUUCAUAGACCUGGCCGCCCGGCCAAACUGAGCAAUCGGGGGAGAAGGGUCUUGGUCAGAGGGGUGACCAUGAACCCGAUGGUCACUCUAACAGAGCUCCAGAGUUCAUCUGUGGAGAUGGGAGAACAUUCCAGAAGGACAACCAUCUCUGCAGCACUCCACCAAUCAGGCCUUUAUGCUAGAGUGGCGAGACGGAAGCCACUCCUCAGUAAAAGGCACAUGACAGCCCGCUUGGAGUUUGCCAAAAGGCACCUAAAGGACUCUCAGACCAUGAGAAACGAGAUUCUCUGGUCUGAUGAAACCAAGAUUGAACUCUUUGGCCUGAAUGCCAAGCGUCACGUCUGGAGGAAACCUGGCACCAUCCCUACGGUGAAGCAUGGUGGUGGCAGCAUCAUGCUGUGGGGUUGUUUUUUAGCGGCAGGGACUGGGAGACUAGUCAGGAUCGAGGGAAAGAUGAACGGAGCAAAGUACAGAGAGGUCCUUGAUGGACACCUGCCCAGAGCGCUCAGGGACUCAGACGGGGGCGUGUCCCUAAGGACUGGGGCUGUGACCCUAAGGACAACGCAGGAGUGGCUUCUGGACAAGUCUCUGAAUGUCCCUGAGUGGCCCAGCCAGAGCCCGGACUUGAACCCGAUCGAACAUGUCUGGAGAGACCUGAAAAUAGCUGUACAGCGACGCUCCCCAUCCAUCCUGACAGAGCUUGAGAGGAUCUGCAGAGAAGAAUGGGAGAAACUCCCCAAAUACAGGUGUGCCAAGCUUGUAGCGUCAUAAUCAAGAAGACUCAAGGCUUCAACAAAGUACUGAGUAAAGGGUCUGAAUACUUAUGUAAAUGUGAUAUUUCAGUUUUUUAUUUUUAUACAUUUGAAAACACUUCUAAAAACCUGUUUUUGCUUUGUCAUUAUGGGGUAUUGUGUGUAGAUUGAUGAGGGGAAAAAACAAUUUAAAAUAAGACUGUAACGUAACAAAAUGUGGAAAAUGUCAAGGGGUCUGAAUACUUUCCGAAUGAACUGUGUAUAUAUAUAGUGUAUAAUGUGUAUAUUUAUGUUGUAUUAUACAGGGCACAUUCGAAAACGAGACCUAGGUCUCAAUAUGUCUUCUCUGUUAAAAUAAAGGUUUCCACCUCUACCUCCCUCUUUCUUUCUUUCCCAUCCCCUUUCACUCCCUCUCCCUCUAUAGGGAAAUUAUGGGCAGCUCCAGAGCUGCUGAGGGCAGAUAGUCCCCCGCCAUGUGGCACUCAGAAAGGGGACAUCUACAGUUUCGGCAUUAUCCUGCAGGAGCUGGCCCUGCUCCGAGGGGUCUUCCACGUCGAGGGGGACACCCUUAGCCCCAAAGGUGUGUGUGUGUGUCUGUGCGUGUUUUUCAGGCAAGUACAGUGCAUUCAGAAAGUAUUCACACCCCUUGACUUUUUCCACAUUUUGUUGUGUUACAGCCUGAAUUUAAAAUGGAUUAAAUUGAGAUUGAGAUUUUGUCGCUGGCCUACACACAAUACCCCAUAAUGUCAAAGUCUUUCGAAAUUUUUACCAAUUAAUUAAAAAUGAAAAGAUGAAAUGUCUUGAGUCCCACCCCAUUGUUAUGGCAAGCCUAAAUAAGUUCAGGAGUAAACAUAUUCUUAACAAGUCACAUAAUAAGUUGCAUGCAAUAAUAGUAUUUAACAUGAUUGUUGAAUGACUACCUCGUCUCUGUACCCUACACAUACAAUUAUCUUUAAGGUCCCUCAGUCGAGCAGUGAAUUUGAAAUGCCUCGCAAAGAAUGGCACCAAUUGGUAGAUGGGUAAAAAAAAUUAAAAAGCGUUGAGUUUAAUGGCUGUAUUAAGAGAUAGCUGAGGAUGGAUCAACAACAUUGCACUUGCUCCACAAUGCUAACCUAAUUAAGCGAGUGAAAAGAAGGAAGCCUGUAGAGAGAAAAAAUAUUCCAAAAUAUGCAUCCUGUUUGCAACAAGGCACUAAAGUUAUACUGCAAAAUGUGGCAAAGCAAUUCACUUUUUGUCCUGAAUAUAAAGUGUUAUGUUUGGGGCAAAUCCAAUACAACACAUUACUGAGUACCACUCUCCAUAUUUUCAAGCAUAGUGGUGGCUGUAUCAUGUUAUGGGUAUGCUUGUAAUUGUUAUGGACUGGGGAGUUUUUCAGGAUUUAAAAUAAAUGAAAUGGAGUUAAGCACAGGCAAAAUCGUAGAGGAAAACCUGGUUCAGUCUGCUUUCCACCAGAUACUGGGAAAUUCAUUCACCUUAUAGCAGGACAAUAACCUACAACACAAGGCCAAAUCUACACUGGAGUUGCUUACCAAGAAGACAGGAAAUGUUUCUAAGUGGCCAAGUUGCAGUUUUGACUUCAAUCUAUUUGAAAAUCUAUGGCAAGACACAACCAAUUUGACAGAGCUUGAAGAAUUCUGAAAAGACUAGUGGGCAAAUGUUGCACAAUCCAGGUGUGGAAAGCUCUCAGAGACUUACCCAGAAAGACUCACAGCUGUAAUCGCUGCCAAAGGAGCUUCUACAAAGUAUUGACUCAGGUGUGUGAAAACGUAUGUAAAUGAGAUAUUUCUGUAUUUCAUUUUCAAUACAUUUGCAAACAUUUCUAGAAACAUGUUUUCACUUUGUCAUUAUAGGGUAUUGAUUGUAGAUGGGUGAGGGGAAAAAAUCUAUUUAAUCAAUUUUGAAUUCAGGCUGUAACACAACAAAAUGUGGAAUAAGUCAAGGGGUAUGGAUACUUUCUGAAGGCACUGUAAUUAUUAUAGAAUACAUAUCAAGGUAAAUAGGGUUAGAGUUAAAGAUUGAAGCACAGACAAAUAUGGAUGGACACUUGAAGCAAUGAGAAGAAAAAACGGAUGAGGUUGGCAACUUUUAUUUUGAUUAUUUUUGGGAAAGACAAAGCAUUUAAUUGCACAAUAUAUAUUUAUUUUAAUACCAUCAUUUUAGUCUCAUUGAGAUAAAACAAAUUAUUCAAGAGAGACCUGGACUAUAUUACCUUCUGUGUAGAACACAAAUCUUUUUGAAAGGCAUCUUGGAGAGGGAAAAUGUACAACACAUUUUUUGGUUUACACAUUUGUCAUUUGUUAUUUGUGUUCUCCGAGAGGCAUGGCACUGAAUCCAAGUAGAUUCUGAGAAGUGUUUCUCAUCCCUCCUUCCUCCUGUCGCUCUCUCUCUCUCUCUCUCUCUCUCUCUCUCUCUCUCUCUCUCUCUCUCUCUCUCUCUCUCUCUCUCUCUCUCUCUCUCUCUCUCUCUCUCUCUCUCUCUCUCUCUCGGAAAGUACUAUGAACAUGUGUGUAUGUGUUUGUUCAUGCAGGUCUAGUAAUACCUAUAAUUACUAGUAUACUAAUAAUGUGCCCGCCCCAAUAGUGAUAACCCAGAGUUGUAAUACAUUACUUUUUUUAAACGGAAAAUAUAGAAAAUCUUAGGGUACUCUCUGUCUCUUUCCUUCUCUUUUUUCUAUCUUUCUUACUUAAUUUCUGUCUUUCUCUCUCUCUCUCCCCCCCCCUUUUCUCUCCCUCUCUCUCCCUCCCCCUCAGGUGUUUUUUUUUAUCAGUCUUCUCCUUCCAUCUUUCCUUUUACAUUCCAGUCCUGUCAGCCCUGGGUCUGUGAUAUCUCUAAGGUGCCGACUCUCUGUCACCAUAUAUCUUUCACCACACACACAGACACACACACACACACACACACAAUGUAUAAGUACACAUCCUUACACAUUCUAAAUUGCUGCCAUCCACCUUAUUCUCCAGGGAAACAUACAUCUCCUGCAUAGGAAAAUAUCCUCAGGAUUCCUUGACAUUCCCCUAAGUAUGUAGGAUCAAAAGCAGAUCCCAUUGGUCAUAAAGGGCUAGCUCCCUAGUUGCUGUAGAAAUGCCUAGUCAGGCUCUUAUGGAAGCAUAUUGAAAUACUGUACAUUGAACUAGAGUUAAGAACGUGCAGUAAGCUCACUCCACAGCUAGCUUGAAAUGACGCCAAUCGGUUCGUAUGUUGUCAAGUUGUCAUGUGUGUAGAGCAGGUAGGUAAAGCAUGGGUUCCCAACCUUUUUUCCCCAGGGCCACCUUUUUCACAUUUGUAUUGUUUAUUGAGAUUGCCUGUAUUAAAUACACCACCAGCUUGAUUUUGUUUAAUUCUCACAUAUUCUCUCUCCCCCCUCUCUUCCUCCCUCUUUCUCUCUACCAGAGAUCGUAGAACGCGUGGCGCUGGGCCAGUGGCCCUACCUGCGGCCCUCCCUCUGCCCUCAGAGCCACAGUGAAGAGGUGGGCCAGCUCAUGCUGCGCUGCUGGAGCGAGGAUGUGAACGAGAGGCCCGAGUUCCACCACAUCAAGCUGCUGCUGCGCAAACACAACAGGUACAGUCUGUACGCACUGCUUAAACCUCCAUUAACACCAUACACGUUACGUGGUGCCAGAUCUACAGACAUGCACUUAUACCCAUCCACUCACUUUAGAGAUCUGCAUGCAUUCAAAAUAACUCUCCACACACAAACAUGUCUGUGUUUAUUUUACCCAAUGACUCACAACAGGUUUGCACUGCUCUGACAACUAUCUUCAAAAACCAACUAUCUUUAUUACUCCUCUCCCCCAUCCCUCUCGUCAUCCCUCCCUCCACAGAGGUUAUGGGUCUAAUAUCCUGGACAACCUGUUGUCUCGUAUGGAGCAGUACGCCAAUAACCUGGAAGAACUUGUGGAGGAAAGAACACAGGCCUACCACGAAGAGAAACGCAAGGCUGAGGCACUGCUCUACCAGAUACUUCCACAGUGAGUGUAUUAAAAGGACCACAGUGGGAAUAAGUUGUGUAGCUUUUUAGUUUUCCUCAAUUAAUUUAAAUGUUAUCCUCAAUGAUUGUAAAGUCAGUGUACUGGGUUGUGUAAAAAAAUAUCUAAUUAAGUCAAAAAAUGAUAUACACAAACACACCCUCACACAGAAACGUUCAUCAAAGGCUGUACUCUGCAGAGGACUAAUAAAUACAAACAUAAUUUGGUGAUUGGACUGAAUCAUACACAGACACACAUACACACAUGCAUACACACACACCACACACACUCUCUUGCACACACACGCACACAAACGCAACACACACACAGCCUACUCACUCUGCUUAACACUGUCUGUGCGUGACAUAGCUCUGUAGCGGAGCAGCUGAAGAGAGGGGAGACGGUGCAGGCAGAGGCCUUUGACUCAGUCACCAUCUACUUCAGUGACAUUGUGGGCUUUACCGCCAUCUCAGCAGAGAGCACACCCAUGCAGGUCAGUCCUGAAUUAACGUAGUAAAUAGCAGUUUGACAAUACUCCUGAUAUGCAAUGGCUUUGGGCUGUCAUGAAUGAGAAGUGGAGUAUGCCAUUUUCCGGAGCAAAUUAAAAUCAUAUAUUUGAGUUGGGAUCGCUGAACUGCACUCCAUUUAAGAAUACUUGUGUUCAAUGUGCACUUUUCAGAAGUUGACUAUUGCAAAUGCCUCAUAUCUUUAGGCAAAUUAAUUGACUGUUAUUCUACUUAAAGGAAACAUAUUUUAUGCAGUGGCUGAUAAUCUUCAUGUUUCACCAUAGGUGGUGACCCUAUUGAAUGACCUCUACACGUGUUUUGAUGCCAUCAUCGACAACUUCGAUGUUUACAAGGUGAAGUCUAAACCUUGUUUUUCACACAGGGAGUGCAAGCGUUUAAUACAACUGAUUCAGCUAAUCAAGUACUUGAAGAUUAGUUGAAUCAGGUGUGUUAGUGCUAGAAUGACAAAGACCUGGACACACUGCGGGCCACCUGUACCACGGUUACCUACCACUGGGUUAAGGACAUAUUUAAGAACCCUAGUGACAGUGUGACCGUCUCUCACACUGUGGCGCCCUCAGGUGGAGACGAUAGGCGAUGCGUACAUGGUGGUGUCUGGGCUGCCUGUGAGGAACGGCAAUCUGCAUGGCCGAGAGAUCGCCCGCAUGUCGCUGGCCCUGCUGGAGGCCGUACACUCCUUCAGAAUCCGCCACCGACCUGCCCAGCAGCUCCGUCUGCGCAGUGGCAUCCACAGUGGUGAGCAGCGAGGGGGGGGGGGGGAUUGUAGAGUUCAAAUAGUAUUUGUUUUCUGACAAAUGCACUUCAUUGAGCUUGUCUGACACUGUGGAAUCAUUGGAAUAUGUGGAAUAUUGGAAUAGGUUGUGUGUGUGUUCUCUCCAGGCCCUGUGUGUGCUGGUGUUGUAGGACUGAAGAUGCCUCGGUUCUGUCUGUUUGGAGAUACAGUCAACACAGCCUCUCGCAUGGAGUCCAAUGGGGAGGGUGAGAGUGACCCAUCUCUUUUAUCUACUAUCUCAUAACAUACACAUGCACUAGUCCUUCUCUGGCUUCAAUGACCACAUACAGCUGAAGUCUGAAGUUUACAUACACCUUAGCCAAAUACAUUUAAACUCAGUUUUUCACAAUUCCUGACAUUUAAUCCUAGUAAAAAUGCCCUGUCUUAGGUCAGUUAGGAUCACCACUUUAUUUUAAGAAUGUGAAAUGUCAGAAUAAUAGUAGAGAGAAUUAUUUAUUUCAGCUUUUAUUUAUUUCAUUACAUUCCCAGUGGGUCAGAAGUUUACAUACAGUCAAUUAUUAUUAUUAUUAUUAUUAGUCAAUUAGUAUUUGGUAGUAUUGCCUUUAAAUUGUUUAACUUGGUUCAAACGUUUUCAGGGUAGCCUUCCACAAGCUUCCCACAAUAAGUUGGGUGAAUUUUGGCCCAUUCCUCUUGACAGAGCUGGUGUAACUGAGUCAGGUUUGUAGGCCUCCUUGCUCGCACACGCUUUUUAAGUUCUGCCCACACAUUUUCUAUAGGAUUGAGGUCAGGGCUUUGUGAUGGCCACUCCAAUACCUUGACUUUGUUGUCCUUAAGCCAUUUUUCCACAAUUUUGGAAGUAUGCUUGGGGUCAUUGUCCAUUUGGAAGACCCAUUUGCGACCAAGCUUUAACUUCCUGACUGAUGUCUUGAGAUGUUGCUUCAAUAUAUCCACAUAAUCUUCCUUCCUCAUGAUGCCAUCUAUUUUGUGAAGUGCACCAGUCCCUCCUGCAGCAAAGCACCCCCAUAGCAUGAUGCUGCCACCCCCGUGCUUCACGGUUGUGAUGGUGUUCUUCGGCUUGCAAGCACCCGCUUUUUCCUCCAAACAUAACGAUGGUCAUUAUGGCCAAACAGUUCUAUUUUUGUUUCAUCAGACCAGAGGACAUUUCUCCAAAAAGUACGAUCUUUGUCCCUAUGUGCAGUUGCAAACUGUAGUCUGGCUUUUUUAAGGUGGUUUUGGAGCAUUGGCUUCUUCCUUGCUGAGCGGCCUUUCAGGUUAUGUCGAUAUAGGACUCGUUUUACUGUGGAUAUAGAUACUUUUGUACCUGUUUCUUCCAGCAUCUUCACAAGGUCCUUUGCUGUUGUUCUGGGAUUGAUUUGCACUUUUCGCACCAAAGUACGUUCAUCUCUAGGAGACAGAAUGCAUCUCCUUCCUGAGCGGUAUGACGGCUGCGUGGUCCCAUGGUGUUUAUACUUGCGUACUAUUGUUUGAACAGAUGAACGUGGUACCUUCAGGCGUUUGGAAAUUGUUCCCAAGGAUGAACCAGACUUGUGGAGGUCUACACAUUUUUUUCUGAGGUCUUGGCUGAUUUCUUUUGAUAUUCCCAUGAUGUCAAGCAAAGAGGCACUGAGUUUGAAGGUAGGCCUUGAAAUACAUCCACAGGUACAACUCCAAUUGACUCAAAUGAUGUCAAUUAGCCUAUCAGAAGCUUCUAAAGCCAUGACAUCAUUUUCUGGAAUUUUCCAAGCUGUUUAAAGGCACAGUCAACUUAGUGUAUGUAAACUUCUGACCCACUGGAAUUGUGAUACAGUGAAUUAUAAGUGAAAUGUGAAAUAAUCUGUCUGUUAACAAUUGUUGGAAAAAUUACUUGUGUCAUGCACAAAGUAGAUGUCCUAACUGACUUGCCAAAACUAUAGUUUGUUAACUAGAAAUUUUGGAGUUUUACAGUUUUUCUCGAUUGCUAAGACACAUUUCUUGAAAGCUGCUCUCCUUUUCUCUUAACUGUGAACACAAAACCCAAUUUUCAAGCUACAUUCACAAAACCUCAGACUCUUCUUGCAAAACCAAACUUUCACCUCAAAACAGUUCAAUCUGUGCUCAAAACUGAACUAUGUUGUCAAAUCGUGCCCCGAGUCAAUCAAAAUAAAAAACACUACUGAACAGUCACUAAACACUACGUAGAAAAAUAGAAAACACAAUGCUCAGGACAUGAAGCUGGAGAAAUAAAUGUUUAUUGUUCACUGUAGGCUAAAUGCAUGUUGCAAAACAAAAGAAAACUGUGCAUUUAGCACUUGUACAAAAAGACAAAACAGAAAUCUUGUGCAUUUACAUGUAGCACUUGUAAAAACAAACAGAAAUCUUAUGCGUUUGCCACUUGUGUACAGUAAGCCCAUGUAAAAAAUAAAGUACAAAAAUAUACAAAUAAGUGCAUUACUCAGCCACAGCAUCAUGUCUCUGUACUGGGUCAGGCCACAGGACUUCAUCCACAUCACAGGCCACAUUUUGUCUGGCCAGGCAACGGGGGAAAAAACCCCUGGCAUGCCGUAUCCAGGCUUGGCAUGCCUCCACACCUAUGUCACCACAGGCAAGUCCCAUGGCUUGCAGGAGAUUUACCCUGGUAUAAGGUUGGCGUUCAUAUACCUUCCACCGCCAUGAGGAGAAGAAUUCCUCAAUGGGGUUUAGGAAAGGGGAGUACGGUGGAAGGCAAAGAUUGAUAAAACCUUGGUUCAUAUUGUACCACUCUCUAACCUGGAGGGCUCUGUGAAAACUCACAUUGUCCCAAACAACAACAUAGAUGGGAUGCUCAUCCUGCUGCCCUAACAAAGCAUCUCGCAUGUGAUUGAGGAAAAUGAGGAGCUGGUGAGUGUUGUAGGGCCCCAGGUUGGCAUGAUGGUGGACAACCCCAUGAUUGCUGAUGGCAGCACAUAAUGUGACAUUGCCACCACGCUGCCCAGGAACACCAACAAUGGCCCGAUGGCCAAUCACAUUACGGCCUCUCCUUCUCCUUUUGGUGAGAUUAAACCCAGCUUCAUCCAUGUAGAUGUAUUGAUGGGGUCUUUCCAUUGCAUCCAGUUGAAAAACCCUCUGUAGAAAUAGAUAUUGUUUUGUAAGUGAUACGGAAAAAGUGAUUUAGGCCACUACAGUAAAUCACUACUUAGAGUAAUCAACAUUGAAUGUGUCUGGAUAUAUGCCAACCUGUACAUACUGGAAUCUUUGCUCUUUGACUCUGUCUGAGUUGCGAUCAAAGGGCACUCUGUAUAGCUGUUUCAUGCGCAGUCUGUUGCGCUUGAGGACACGAUCAACAGUAGAGAGGCUGACACUGUUGAUACCCUCAAAAUUUAAAUGGUCCUCAAUGAUCUUCUGCUGAAUUUCGCUCAGUUUAAUGGCAUUGUUCUCACGGACCAUAUCAACAAUUAGGGUCUCUUGGUGUGGGGAGAACAUACCUGUCCUCCCACCCCCAUGUGGCAGUCUUUCAAUUCUACAAAAAGAGAACAUGGAGUUACAAAAAAUAUACAUGGAAUACUAGGCCUACAAACAGUUAGACCAACCCUCCAUUACAAUACUACAGUACAUUGGUACAGUGAUGUACUGAAACAUAUAUUUACUUACAGUAUACUGUGGUACAGUAUAUAGUAUGUCAUACAGUAAUUGCUGUCAACAUUUACAUACUGUACUAUAAUGUCAAAAAAAGGUAAUUACCUGUUCUCUUCUCUAAAUCUUCGGAUUAUGGUGGACACAGUGAAUCUACUGAUGUUUGGUUGUACCCUUUGUCCAGCCUCCCUCAUGCUCAUACCAUGGACAAGAACAUGGUCAAUCACAGUAGCUCUGAUUUCAUCAGAUAUUACUGUUCUUUGUCUUCGCUGACCACCUAGACCACCUCGACCUCCUCUCACACAAACUCUUCCUCUCAAUGAAAAUGUGUUGGCAAGUUAUGUCUAAACAGGUGAAAAGUGCUUAUGGUUUUGAUUCAAUCAGUGGGUUCAGGCAACUGAGCAUUUGGUUCAGACAAUAGGGUUUAGUGUUUUAGCAAUUGAGAAAAACUGUAAUGACUCCAACCUAAGUGUAUGUAAACUCCCGACUUCAACUGUAUGUCAUGUUAUCAUCCCUCAGCCCUAAAGAUCCACGUGUCGGAUGCCACGCGCGCGGUGCUCGACGACUUCAACUGUUUCCAGCUGGAGCUGAGAGGAGACGUAGAGAUGAAGGGCAAAGGGAGGAUGAAGACCUACUGGCUACUGGGAGAGAGCACCAACAUGGCUUGAGAUAG